Eremothecium cymbalariae DBVPG#7215 is the source of this 2616-nucleotide messenger RNA. RefSeq names its product Rie1p (gene RIE1). Gene Ontology annotation, cellular component: nucleus; cytoplasmic stress granule; cytosol. The transcript has a single exon. Gene Ontology annotation, molecular function: poly(A) binding; mRNA 3'-UTR binding; poly(U) RNA binding. The record is from RefSeq and is a predicted model, not a curated record. The coding region runs from base 1 to 2616 and encodes 871 amino acids. NCBI's taxonomy places the organism in Eukaryota, Fungi, Ascomycota, Saccharomycetes, Saccharomycetales, Saccharomycetaceae.
AUGCAAGUUGAAGCAAUGGGUAUUAAAAAGGCGGAGGAUAUCAAACUAGCUGAAGAACUAGAUAUGUUUAUGGUUCUAGAGGAGGGAGAAAACCAGGAGCAGCUGAGGGGGAGUGGGAUGGAGGUGUUGGAUGGGGGCGCUAUUGAGGUUAAAGAGAAGGACUUGAACAAUGGAGGUGGGAGCAAGAGGAAGAGGGGUGGGAGGGUAGUAGAUGGAGGUGUUACUGAUGGGAGUAGUUCAGGGUUAGGAGGAGGCUGUGGUGGUGUGUUAGGAAGGCAUCAAGAGGAAGAAUUUUGUGGGCCUAAGAGUAACACUCCUAAUUCGCAGCUGGAGCAGUUAGAGAAUACGAAUCUUCUUACCGUGCGGAUUAAAUGGGUUAACCCGGAGAAUCUUAUGGAUGACCAUAAGUCGCAACUCUUGAAUAAGCAUAAUGAUGCAAUUCUCUACAAUAGAGGUCUUCCUAUUAAUCCUUCUAUUAUUGAAAAUUAUGAAUACUUUUCGGAUAAGAAGAGGUUAGAUAUAUUAAAAGAGAAUGAGGAUACCUAUACUUUUGAAGCUGGGACUCAGGAGUAUGCAAAGUCUUAUGCUAAGGAUUCUAAUACAUGGUUGUAUGAUCUAGUGGUCCAAGCACAGUUCAAGACGUUUCAGGAUUUAGUUAAUACAAGAAAUACUGUUAAGGAACUUCUUGAGUCUAACAAGCAUGUAAAAGCUUGGUCCAUUAGUCAGAAUCCACAUGCUCUCACUCACCCAGGAAAUCUUUAUAUUCGAGGUAUUCCAAAGGACUUGACCGUUGAUGAUGUGUUGCCUUUGUUUUCAAAGUUUGGGACGGUAUUGUCGCUCAAAAUUAUUGUUGAUAUAGGUACCGGAGAAUCUCUGGGAUACGGAUUUAUCUCCUAUCCAUUGGGUUCUCAAGCAGCUAGAUGCAUCAAAGAACUGAAUGGGAAUUUAAUGAAUGGUUCUCUUUUGUUCAUCAACUAUCAUGUUGAAAGAAAGGAAAGAGAGCGUAUUCACCUUGAUCAUCUGAAAGAAGACAAUGAUGACGAAAGAUUCAGGGGUGUUUUCGUAGGUAAUUUACCAACAGAAUAUGAAGAUGGUACAUUAACUACACCUGAACAAGUAUUUAAAAAAUUCAAAGAGCUGCUGGACCCGGUGGAAAUACUUUCAUACUACUUUCCGAAACGGAAUUCGAAUACUAAUAUUGAAUAUAAGGAUGAUUACGAUUACUUCCAUGCAGCAUCUAAGGAAAAUGCGGAAACCUGCGACUCUCAAAAUGAAGAUUCACCCUUAAAGGGAUAUGGUUUCAUCAAAUUUUCAAAGCAUGAAAUGGCUUUAAAAGCAAUUGAAACUUUGAACAAUCUAAACUGGUUAAACCACUGUUUGGUAGUUAACAAAGCAGUUCAAAAUAGGUCCCUCUAUCAUAACCACGGCAAUUAUCGUCCUCCAAGCAACCGUGCAUCCGUUUCAUCGAGGCAGUCCAGUUUGUCUAGUGUACCACUAUUUGGGGCGACUGCUGCUGGCGCUGCUAUCCACGCUCCCCCACCCGGAUUUCCAAUAUUUGCGACCGCUUUCUCACUUUCACCUACAGCUUCAGAAGGUUUGUUGACAGACAGGUCACCCGUGAGAUCCGGCUCCAGUAAUGAUGGGUCACCCAGAGUGGAUUCUACACCCCAUGUUCAGAUAUUUACGAGCCAACCUCCUGCUUUAAGUUACUCACCAGAAUCGUUAACUGCUCCGGGCUCGCGUCAAGGUUCAUUAUACAUGCCUUCGUGUGCUCCAAUGUAUUCGCCUGCAGGCCCUGUUGCUAGUACCCAUCCUCAGUUCGCCCAUCAUUCUGGGGCACACGCAGCUGCUGCGGCAGCGGCAGCUGCUGCUGCGUUCGGAGGAUUGCCGAUCCCAACAAGAGACCAGCAGGAAUCAAAUCUUUAUAUCAAGCACAUUCCUUUAUCCUGGAGGGAUAGAGAUUUGAAUGAGUUCUACUCCCAAUACGGGGAAAUUAUUAGUGCGAAGAUCAUCACCGUUGGUGGAUCCAAAAAUGGCUCCGGUGAUAAAGAAUCACUAGACGAUGUGCCGAUAGGAACUUCUAGGGGAUAUGGUUUCGUGUGCUUUAAAAAUCCGCUUGAUGCUUCUCGUGCUAUGAUGGCUACAGAUAGAUUUCAAGUUGAUAGAAACCAUGUGUUAUACGUUUCUUUUGCACAAAAGAGAGGCAAGUCUGUUAGUUCUAACUCACCUUCUUCCAAUGGUGGUGGAUCUCAUCAGCAGCCGCCUUCGUCCGGACGGAGCCUCUCACAUACUUCUUACCAUCAAAACCAUAGCAACUCAAGGCAGUCUGCUUUUGACUCGUUCAUGGGAAAUUAUAAUCCGAAGUUUUUGAAUGCAAUGCUGCAACAGCAAAGUCAUGUAAAUGGCUCUUCAGGCACCCCUACACCUAACACACUUAAUCAAAGAGGCUCUUGGGGUGGGCCAGCUCAGAAACCAUCCUAUAUGGUCCCUCUGGUGCUUCCACCGCCUCCACUCAGCGUUCCGAGAUCCGGCAUGGCUGGACCAACCAUUAAGAAAGUCCAUGAAAGCUUCGAAGCCGCUACAGCGGCAGGUUCAACCGUAAUUGAAAUCGAGUGA